GAAAAAAGGGACGUGCUUUCUUAUUGGCGGCAUCAUGACGUCGGACGCGGGCCAUAGUAUCGCCUCGGUCCGUUGAUGGGUGGCGCGGGGGAGGCGAUGGAGUUGUUCUCCUCCGUCAGCGGCGGCAGUGAAAGCUUCGCCGGGAUGACGGAGGCGGCUGUGUCGGACGAGUGGGAGCAUGUUGAGCGGCCGCACCUGGCGGAGGAGGGGAAUGCUGUAUUCCCACCCAAUCUCCACGAGGGUCUCGACCUCCACCCUCACGCGCACCUUGGCGUCGAGAUGUCGGCUUCUGCGGUAGAGAACGAGGAGAAGAUAGAGGAGGAGGAGGAGGAAGAGAGAGCUGUGAUGCAGCGGUGUGCUUUGUCGGGUUCGGGAAGGAGGUCUCUUGAAACGGGGCUCGAGAUGGUGUGCUCGAGGAUUCCUCUUUGGAGAGGAAAAGGGAGCGGUUGGAGUGGAGGUGAAGGCUGGUGGCUCGCCGCCGUAGCCGGGUUCGCAGGGCUCAUGAUGUACCUGAGUCGGCGACACCGGAGGGAGAAGGAGCUCCUCCUCCUGCUCAACAAGGACAAGGAUCAGAGGAUAAGCCAGCUCCUGAAUCAAAUUGCACUGAUGAAUGAAAUGGUGGCUGCACGUCGUCGAGUUCCAGUUAUGAGGCGCCUGUGAUGCAAUAUUAGCUGCAGUCAUUCGACACUUAAAAGUCAAUCUCACCAUGAAAUCGAAAACCUUGUGUCAAAAGCUUCAGGGUUUGACCAGCCAACAUGUAUGUAUAGUCUGCAAGUCCUAUCAAUGCCAUCCUGUAAACAGCUUGUUGAGAUCAAUAAGCUCAUGAAAAAGCUUCAUUCCAACC
This is a messenger RNA of Musa acuminata subsp. malaccensis (wild Malaysian banana), 844 nucleotides long. RefSeq lists its product as uncharacterized. The record is from RefSeq and is a predicted model, not a curated record. NCBI's taxonomy places the organism in Eukaryota, Viridiplantae, Streptophyta, Magnoliopsida, Zingiberales, Musaceae.